This is a messenger RNA of Maudiozyma barnettii, 531 nucleotides long. It is a transcript of the gene BRR6, whose product is annotated as Brr6p. The coding region runs from base 1 to 531 and encodes 176 amino acids. Gene Ontology annotation, biological process: lipid homeostasis; nuclear envelope organization. The record is from RefSeq and is a predicted model, not a curated record. The transcript has a single exon. Gene Ontology annotation, cellular component: nuclear membrane; nuclear envelope. NCBI's taxonomy places the organism in Eukaryota, Fungi, Ascomycota, Saccharomycetes, Saccharomycetales, Saccharomycetaceae.
AUGGGUAAGCAUCAGAAUGACGUUGGCAAACAAAUAAAUACGAAAUAUGGGCCAGUUCAUGAUUCAAUAUUUAGACACCCAGGUAUAGUUGCUGCUUAUGUGCAGUUAUUGAUAAAUAUCAUCAUUGCAUUAUUAAUAUGUUAUUUGUUGGUUCACGUUUUCUAUAUGUUAAAGAAUGAUGUUCAGACAAAGAUAGAUCAGAUCAUUAGAAUAGAGAUUAAUAAAGUUAAAUUGUGCGAGAAGCAUUAUUCUAUGAAUCAAUGUGCUCCAGAGUUACGUGUACCUGCCCUUGAAGAAAUCUGUUCAGAAUGGUUCGCAUGUAUAAAUGAUGGUAAAAUUGUCACUGAUAAUAGUUUCUAUACUUUAAGAUCUGCAAAAUUGUGGAUUCAGACAAUAGCUGAUAUUAUAAAUACUUUUGUAGAAGAGAUUAAGAUAAAGGCCUUGGUAGUUAUUAUUACAACAAUUCUGUUAUCCAUAAUUACAAUAAAUUUGGUGUUCUCAAGACUAAUUACUACCUAUAGACAAGAUUGA